UAUGAAAAAAUUAUGGAGAAUUUACAAAUAUAUUUCUGAUGUGAAAACUUUAAAUACUGAAAUUUUAGCAAAUUAUGAGAAGGAAAUUAUUCGAUAUUUAUUAAACUUUACAAAUAUACAUCUACAUACAAUUCUCAUUAAAAAAUAUGAUUUUUUUAAAGAGGAGAAAUCUGAAUUGAAUUACUGUGGAAUGCUGACUAAACAAUUAAUUUUUAAUAAGGAAAAUAUUCAAGAAUUUAAUCUAAAUAAUAGUUUAAUUGGAGAUUGCAAUGGUAAAAUCUUGCUGGAAUGUAUUAAGGAGAAUUGUAAGAAUUUAUCAAUUCUGAAUUUAGAAAAUUGUGGAUUUACAUCAGAAAUUGGAAAUAUUAUUGGAGAAGCUAUUGGCCAACAACAAAAUCAUCUGCAAGAAUUAAACUUGAAAAAUAACUUUUUAAAGGCCUAUAUUGGACAAUGUAUAUUUGAAAAUAUUGAACAGAAUUGUAGUAAUAUCAUGAUUUUGAAUGUUAUAAAUUGUGGAUUUACAUCAAAAAUUGGUACCAGUUUUGCAAAUGCAAUUGGAAAACAAAGGAAAUUGAAAGAGUUAUAUAUUAGUAGCAAUUGUUUGAAUGAUCAGAUUGGAAAAAAUCUAUUUUUCAAUAUCAAAGAGAAUUGUACUAAUAUUUCUGCUCUUAAUUUUGAUUGUUGUGGAUUUACAUCAGAAAUUGGAGAUAUAUUGGGCAAUGGAAUUGGUGAACAGAAGUAUUUAGUCUAUCUUAAUGGAUCUGAUAAUGAAUUUGGAAAUGAUAUUGGAAAAAAUAUUUUUUAUAAUAUAAAGAAAAAUUGUAGUCAUCUACUCACAAUGAAUUUUUGGAAUUGUCAUUUUACAUCAAAAAUUGGAAAUAUUGUUGGAGAUGCAAUUGGUCAACAAACUAACAUUCAACAUGUUUCAUUUUAUGACAAUGAAUUAGGAGAUGAUGUUGGAAAACAUAUUUGUUUGAACAUAAGGGAUAAUUGUUCAGAUAUAUUAACACUUAGUUUUGAAUCUUGUUCAUUUACUUCAGAAAUUGGAGAUGUUUUAGGUGCUGCGAUUGGUCAACAAAAAAAUCUUCGAGAUUUGGGCAUCUAUGAAAAUCCAUUUGGUGAUGAAGUCACCAAAAAUUUAUUAACAAUUAUCAGAGAAAACUGUAAAAAUAUUACAUUGCUGAAUAUUGGAGAUUGUACAGUAACAACAUUAACUUCAGAGAGCAUUACAGACAUUAUUAAUGAUGAUAAUUGCCUAGAAGAACUCAGUAUUAAAAAUAUCAAAUAUGAGUUUGAUUGUGCAAAAGAUAUAUUUUUAAGUAUUGAAAAUAGUUGUAAAAGUUUUUAUGGUCUAUGUUUUGGAAAUUGUUACUUUCCUCCUGAAUUAACAGCUAUAUUUACUGCUAGUAUCAUUAAACAAGAUAGAAUAAAAGAACUAUAUCUAUGGGAUAAUCAAUUGGGUAAUGAAGGCUGGAAAUAUGUUUUAAUGAACUUGAAAAAUAAUUGCCCAAUCCUUUCAACUUUGGAUUUAACUAACUGUGGAAUUUCUUCAGAUAUUGGAAAUGUUUUGGGUUGUGCACUCAGGAAGAAGAGAUUUAUGAAAGAGUUGUUUCUUUGGGAUAAUCAGCUUGAAGAUGAUGUUGGAAAGCAUCUAUUUCAUUGUAUAAAAGAGUCUCAUCAUACUAUAACAAUUUUAAAUAUUGAUAAUUGUGGUUUUACAUCAAAUAUUGGAGAUAUUUUGGGUGAUGCUAUAGGUCAACAAUAUGGUCUUAAAGAGUUAUUUUGCUGUAAUAAUCACUUUGAAGAUAAAGUUGGGGAAAAUAUCUUUGAAAAUAUUACAAAAAAUUGUAGAAAAAUGACAGUUAUUGAUUGCAAAAAUUGUGGAUUUACAUCAAAAAUUGGAAAUAGUAUUGGUAAUGCAAUUGGUUGUCAAAAAUAUCUUACUGAAUUGCAUAUAGCAAAUAAUCAACUUGGAGAUAAAGUUGGCAGAAAUAUAUUUCAUAAUAUAAACAAUAAUUGUGAAUUUAUUAAAUAUUUAAGAGCUUUUAAUUGUGGAUUUACACACCAAAUUGGUAGAAUCAUUGGUGAUGCAAUUGGCAAACAAACAAACCUACAUUCAAUUGAUGUAUCUGAAAAUUAUUUUGGAGAUGUUAUUGGAAAAUCUAUAUUUGCAAAUAUUAGAUGGAAUUGUUCAAAACUUACAAAAUUUGGUUUUGGUAAAUGUGGAUUUACUUCAAAAAUUGAUGCAAUUAUAGUUGAUGCAAUUGGUCAACAAACUAACCUUAAAAGCUUAUAUUUUUGGCAUAAUGAAGUGGGAGAUGUUAUUGGAAAUCGCAUUUUUCAAUCAGUACAACAAAAUUGUCAAAAACUCUCUCUUUUUAAGAUACAAAAGUGUAGAUUUUCUUUUCAUGUUGGAAAAAUUGUUUGUGAUGCAAUUGGCCAACAAAAUGACCUUGAAGUUUUGUCAAUCUGUGACAAUGAUUUUGGAGAUGAUAUUGGUAAAGAUUUACUUGAAAAAAUUUAUAAAAAUUGUCAUAAAAUCUCAUGUUUAACUAUGGGAAAUUGUCAGUUUACUUCUAGAAUAGGAAAUAUCCUGCCCAAAGCAAUUUGUCAACAGAAAAACUUGGAAAUAUUAGAUAUAAGUGAUAACAUUAUAGAAGACAGUAUUGGAACAGAAUUAUUCAAAAGUCUUGAAAACAGUUGUAUAAACCUUACCAAACUUGAUAUAAGCAAUUGUGGAUUUACUUCAGAAAUUGGAAUAAUUUUAAGUGAUGCAAUAGGUCAACAAACUUCCCUAACAUCACUCAUAAUUCAAGAUAACCUUUUAGGAGAUACUAUAGGAAAAUAUCUCUUUUCAAUUAUAGCAAAGAACAAUAAAAAACUUGAGUUAUUAAAUUUUAGCAAUUGUGAUUUUACAACAGAUGUUGGUUACAUAAUGGCCGAGGCAAUUGGUUCUCUAAAAAAUUUGAAAAUAUUACAUUGUCAGGACAAUAAAUUAGGAAAUUAUGUUGGAAAACAUAUAUUUAAGCAAAUCAAUGAAAAUUGUAGAAAUAUUGAGAAACUUAUUUGCAGUAAUUGCAGAUUUACUUCAACUAUUGGAGAUAUUGUUGGUGAUGCAAUAGGCAAACAAACUAAUAUUAAAGAAUUGUCAUUCUGGCUUAAUCUAUUGGGAGAUGAUGUUGGUAAAAGUAUUUUUCAAAAUAUUCAAAAAUAUUGUAGAAAUAUUAAAGUACUGAAUUUUGGAAAUUGCCAAUUUACAUCUGCAAUUGGUAAUAUUAUUGGAGAUGCAAUUAGUGAACAAAAGGAUCUUAAUUAUUUAUACAUUUGGAAUAAUGACUUUGGAGAUCAUUUGGGAAGAUAUAUUUUUGAAAAUCUUCAAGCAAAUUGUUAUAAUUUAACUCAUUUAAAUGUUGGAGGUUGUAGACUUACUUCAAAUAUGGGAAGUAUUAUUGGUGAAGUAAUAGGUCAACAGUAUAAUCUACAAAAGUUGGUAAUGUGGGAAAAUUCAUUAGGAGAUAAUGUCGGAGAAGAAAUUUUUAAUCAUUUAAAAGAAAACUGUAAAGAAAUUGUAUAUAUUAAUUGUAGAAUGUGUAAUUUUACUUUUCAAAUUGGAAAUUGUAUUGGAGAAGCAAUUGGACAGCAAAAACAUGUUAAGAAUUUCAAUAUGGCUGAAAACAAUCUGGAAGAUGAUGUUGGAAGGAAUAUAUUUGAAAAUAUUAAAGAAAAUUGCUAUGAUAUUUCAAUACUUAAAUUUGACAAUUGUGGAUUUACAACAGAUAUUGGAAAUAUUUUAGGAGAUGCAAUUGGCCAACAGCAUAGACUUCGAGAAUUAACAUUCUCCAACAAUCAAUUAGGAGAUGCUGUUGGAAUUAAUCUCUUUAAUAAACUCAGAGAAAAUUGCUUUAAUAUUAAAAUUUUUAAAUUUGACAAUUGUGGAUUUACAGCAAAUAUUGGAAAUAUUUUGGGAGAUUUAAUUGGCCAACAAAACAAUCUUCAAAUAUUGCAUGUAGCAAAUAAUCAAUUUGGAAAUGAUGUUGGAAAAUGUCUCUUUCAAAAUAUAAAAAAAUAUUGUGACAAUAUUUAUGAAAUUCAAUGCAACAAUUGUGGAUUUACCUCAAAAAUUGGAAAUGUUGUUUAUGAUGCUAUUGUUUAUCAUCAACAAUUAAAUUACCUUCAUAUUUGGAAUAAUCGAUUAAUGCAUAGAAUUCGAGAAAAUCUAUCUUCAAAUAUUUUAGUUAGGAACAGAUUAGGAUAAUCCAAAACAAAAUGUCCAUUUUUUAUAAUUGUAUCCAAUACAAUAGUUUUAUAUCCAAUGUAUAUUUUUGUGCUCAUUUUCAAGUUCUGAUCAAUUCAAUUUUAAGCUAAAUAGUAUACUACUCAGAAGAAAUUAAGUCUACACCACUUGGAACAUGUUUUUCCUCUUCUUUUGACAAGCAAAAGGUUGAGAUUAAAAUAGGCCUACAACAUCCAUUCCAUCUCUCAGUUUAGAAGCUGCUCCUUUUUCAAUAUAUUUUACCUAAUUCUGAGUAGUUUCAUUAGUUUGUUUGAAA
Molecule: messenger RNA, 4550 nt
Organism: Dimorphilus gyrociliatus
Lineage: Eukaryota; Metazoa; Annelida; Polychaeta; Dinophilidae
Source: the annotation of a GenBank genome assembly